Coccinella septempunctata (seven-spotted ladybird) is the source of this 864-nucleotide messenger RNA. Its product is annotated as PHD finger protein 23A-like. Lineage: Eukaryota; Metazoa; Arthropoda; Insecta; Coleoptera; Coccinellidae. The coding region runs from base 230 to 724 and encodes 164 amino acids. The transcript has 5 exons. The record is from RefSeq and is a predicted model, not a curated record.
ACUCUGAGUGAAGUAUAUUAUUAUUACAUGGUCUAUGGCUGCUACUAACAACACAGAUCUCGGUUUGUUUCUGAACAGAGGAAUUUGAGUCAAUUUUAUUUUAGUAUUUUUUUUAAUAUAAAUUAUUGUUCAUGGAUAAAUAGCUGGACUAUUUACAAAUUUAUAUGCCUUAGAUAGUCGUAGACGCCUUAAUGAAUUUCGAACCUGAUAUAAUUUUGGAAUAUCAAAAAUGACACACAAGCAGUUGAUAUCCAUGCCACUAGAAAUUACGGAGAAUAAAAACAUUGAUCUUGAAUCUCCUAACAAUAUACGUCGCCCUAGGACCAGUGAAGAUUUUUAUGAAUUUUGCACGACUGUAUUGAAGUAUGAAAAUUAUGAGGCACUCGUUAAUGAGGAAAUUCAUAGUGAAUCAACUCCCAGUCCGCAGAGAGAUGGUUCGGACAGCAGUAUCAAUUCGGAAUUGGCAAGUAGCAGUCAGAAAGAAAAACAGAGUGAGGAUGAAGAUAGUGAAUCAUUCAAUUUGGUAACAUGUUUUUGUGGAAAACCAUUUGCAGGACGUCCUAUGAUAGAGUGUCUAGAAUGCUUGACAUGGAUUCAUCUUUCUUGUGCUCGAAUCAAGAAAAACAAUAUUCCUGAAGUAUUUCUAUGUGCCAUGUGUAAAAAGAAACGAUCUGCAUCUCCAAUCACACCACCUGAUAAGAAACGUCCAAGGAAAACAUUGUAGAAGAAUUAAGUGUAUAUAAGUGAUUUGAGAUUCUAUGUAUAAAUGUAAAUAAUACUCCUUUAUUUAGAUACAUUUGAUCCGAUGUUGAAUUUACAAAAUCGAUUGAAAUAUAUGGUUGUAUAUUUUGUUUUAUUACUUUA